Molecule: messenger RNA, 4327 nt
Organism: Talaromyces stipitatus ATCC 10500
Lineage: Eukaryota; Fungi; Ascomycota; Eurotiomycetes; Eurotiales; Trichocomaceae
Product: ATP-binding cassette transporter, putative
Exons: 11
Coding region: 1-4218 (1405 amino acids)
Biological process (GO): transmembrane transport
Cellular component (GO): membrane
Molecular function (GO): ABC-type transporter activity; ATP binding; ATP hydrolysis activity
Source: RefSeq, a predicted model, not a curated record
AUGCUGUUUGAACAAAGCAUCCUGGGCAUUCUACCAGCAGGGGCUUUUCUGAUUGCAUUCCCGGCCGCACUCUACCCUUUGACCAAGAGUCGUCCGCGAACAGAGCACAACUUGAUACGAGUCCUAAAAACUGUGGUCGCCACUCUCUUCGUGGCAAUACAAGUCGUCUUGCUGGUUCUGUGGGCUCUUCAUAAGAACAUUCAGACGAAAGCCUCGAUUCCGUUGGCUGCGAUCAAUUUGUUAGUCGCAAUCCAGCUCGUCGCAUUGUCAUGGAUUGAGGAUGUCCGCUCGGUAAAACCUUCUUCACUACUGAACACGUAUUUACUAUUCACGUUGCUAUUCGACCUGGUUCAGGUCAGAACGUUGUGGCUGCAAGGUAUACAGACUACCUCCAUCCCGGCCGCUUAUACAGCUGCCGUGGCGCUCAAAACAGUCUUCCUUUUGCUGGAAAUGCUGGGGAAAAGACGGUAUCUCAAACCAGCAUACCGUGAUCUCCCACCAGAAUCAACAAGCGGGGUGAUCAACCGCAGCGUGAUGUGGUGGAUUAAUGACUUACUUUGGCGCGGGUUUCGCUCAUUGCUUACGCUGCAGGAUCUAUAUAGCUUGGAUGAAGACCUCAAUUCGGCGGAGCUUGGGGAUAAGGUUCAGUCGAUAUGGCAUCGCCGAGAGAAACCAGAACGCAGUUUUGAAUUCCCAUGGAAAAUGUGCCAGGCUAUGCGAUGGUCACUCGCCUCUACAGUGUUUCCGCGUCUUUGUUUGAUCGGAUUCACUUUCUCUCAGCCGUUCCUAAUAUCUGCAAUUCUCAAAUGGGUUCAACAAGAGGACACUAACAAAAAUGAAGGCUAUGGGCUCAUCGGUGCAACGUUUCUGGUUUACCUAGGACUCGCCAUUUCUACUAUUCUUUAUAACCACAAAUUAUACCGCUUUAUCACCAUGUUUCGUGGGGCAACUGUGUCGCUUAUUUAUAGGCACGCGCUUCUCCUUCAAGAUAACGAUUUGCCGGACCGCUCUACAGCAAUCACCCUGAUGGGAUCUGAUGUUGAUCGCAUUUCAGCCUGUUUAGUAAAUCUGAACGAAUGCUGGGCUCGCUCCAUUGAGGUAGUAAUUGGUAUAAUAAUUUUAGCCUAUCAAAUUGGAUGGGUUUGUGUCAUGCCGAUUGCGGUUGUAGUCGUUUCAAGUCUUGGAUGCAUUCAGGUUUCUAAGCGAAUUGGCGGUCGACAAAGGAUCUGGAUUGACGCAGUACAGGAACGAAUAGCAAUAACCAGUUCAAUAUUGACUGAUAUGAAAAGUGUGAGAAUGAUGGGAUUAAGCUGGCAUUUCACUAAAGUGAUCCAGGGGAAAAGAGUAACUGAAACGCAUCGAAUGGCUGGCUUCAGAUGGAGUAUCGUAUGGCAGAACGCGAUUCAGAAUCUACCCUGGGCGAUGGCACCUUCGCUUACCUUCACAAUUUACGCGGUAUUAGGCAAUUCAAUGGACCCUUCGAGGGUGUUCACUAGUUUGUCUGUGAUCACACUCCUUACGAAUCCUGCUGCAAAACUUUUCAGUGCUAUCCCUUCGACGGCAGCAUCUUUGGGCUGCUUUCACCGUAUUCAGGCCUUUCUCACCAUGCAGCCUAACUGCUCAAAUCCUCCAGCUGUUAACCUAAGUCCAACUGGCAGCUUUGAGACUGAAAAGAUCUCUAAGAAAUUUGCUGUAUCCAUGCAUGGUGUUCAUAUUAGCCCUGCCAUGGGAACGGAUUUUAUUCUGCGAGAUGUGAAUAUCAGAAUCCUUUCUAAAUCCUUGGUUGUACUUUGCGGCCCUGUUGCUUCCGGGAAAACCACACUUUUGAGAAUGAUACUGGGUAAAUCUUAUCAUCAGAACGGGUCAAUAUUUGUAGCGCAUGAUCGGGUCGGAUAUUGUUCACAAGUACCUUGGCUUCCAAAUACUACUAUCCGGGAGGCUAUCUGUGGAAUCACGGACACAGAUAAGCGGGAUGGCCAACAUAUGGAUAUACAAUUCUACAGAACGGCUCUACAAGCAUGCGCUCUUGAUGAUGAUAUCGAAUUACUUCCCCAGGGUGAUGAUACUCGCAUUGGAAGUGGCUCUAGCGCCGUGCUCAGUGGAGGCCAGAUGCAUCGCGUUGCUCUUGCUCGCGCCAUAUAUUCUCGUUCAGAGAUGGUGCUUUUGGAUGAUAUAUUGAGCGCACUUGAUCCCAAGACCGUGAGAAUCAUUACACAAAGAGUAUUUGGUAAAACUGGUCUUUUCAGGAAGUUAGGUACCACCGUGGUUCUUGUUACGCGUGAGACUGCACUUUUUUCUCAAGCAGAUAUAGUAUAUACUGUGUCGAAUGGAUCUGUGCGCAAGAAGCAGUCCGAUGAGCAAGCCCUUGAUACAGAGCAGCCUUCGAGCGGUAACGAUGUUAACGAAGGGAAAGCUCAAGAUAGGGAGGCAGCUUUGAAGAGAGAUGCAGCCCAAGCAGCAAAGGAUGACAGACUGCAUGACUUAAAAAGAGCUACAGGUGACUGGGACAUUUACAAGUACUAUUUCCAAUCCAUUGGUUGGUGUAAGCUUUCUAUCUUCCUCACAUUCGUCAUAGUUAACGUCUUUUGUAGUACUUUCAGCCAAAUAUGGCUCAAAUGGUGGGCUGAUCGUGGCGGGGACCAAAGAGCACUGUUUGUGAGCGUUUACUUUGUGCUAGCAAUUUUCAACUCCAUUGGGAACGGCGGCUAUGUCUGGGCAAUGAUGGUUCUCAUAUCUCCCUCAACUGCACGUAAACUCCAUUACACUCUAUUGAGGACUGUUAUGAGAGCUCCUCAAUCAUACCUUUCGGCAACUGAUAACGGUAUCAUCCUGAACCGCUUCAGUCAGGACAUGACCUUAGUCGAAGGACAACUGGCAAUCAGUUUACUCAUUACUGCUUCGAAUAUUUUCACAUCCAUUGCUACAGCAGCCUUGAUAGCGACUGGCUCAUCUUAUAUGGCCGUUACGAUUCCGUUCUUAAUGAUCGCUGUAUUCAUUCUCCAGCAUUUUUACUUGCGAACAUCGCGACAGCUUCGUCUUCUGGAUCUCGAGACUAAAAGCCCUCUAUAUUCCCAUUUUCUUGAGAGCGUUAAUGGCUUGACGACUAUUCAAGCUUUUGGGUGGCAGCGGGAGUUCGUCGAGAAGAACCACAGGCUCUUAGAUAACUCUCAACGACCAUAUUAUCUGCUUUAUUGUAUACAGAGGUGGCUGAGCUUGGCGCUGGACUUGAUUGUCACGUCUGAGGCGGUAAUUCUUGUUUGUAUGGCUGUCACCAUAAGAAGCUCCAGUAGUGCGGGCCUUUUGGGAGUCUCUCUGAACAAUGUAUUGUCCUUCAGCAAUAGUCUCUCAUCCCUGAUUUCAGGUUGGACACAGUUGGAGAUUUCCCUCGGAUCGAUUGCUCGUGUGAAGAAUUUCGAAACUCAAGUCACUCCUGAAGAGAUAGGUAAUGAGAAGAAUGAACCUUCACCGAACUGGCCAGAACGAGGUGCGAUCUCUUUCCACGGAGUGAACGCAUCACAUAGUCCUGGUAGUGCAGCCUUACAAGGUAUAUCCUUUGAUAUACAACCAGGUCAGAAGAUUGGUAUCUGUGGGCGAACAGGAAGUGGAAAAAGCUCUCUUUUAGGGACAUUACUCGGCAUCCUAGAGGUUGAAGAAGGGCGCAUCUUCGCUGAUAGAGUCGAUCUCAACAGCAUUCCACGGGAGACGAUUCGAGAGAAAUUGGUCACAAUCCCUCAAUUCCCCCUCGUGGUGAGUGCUAGCUCAGUGCGAUCCAACGCUGAUCCCGAGGGCCUCCAAACAGAUGCAAAGAUCAUUGCAGCCUUACAAAGGGUACGGCUAUGGGACAAAGUCAAAGGUCAAGGUGGACUAGACGCUACGAGCAUUAUAUCUUCGCUCUCCCGAGGUGAGCAGCAAUUGUUUGCUGUAGCGCGAGCUCUUCUCAAGGUUCAAGUGAAAGAUUCCAAGAUCAUACUUCUUGAUGAAGCUACGAGUAGCAUUGAUCCGGAGGCGGAGCAGAUGGUCAUGCAGAUCCUCAGAGAAGAGCCAUUUGCUAGUCGCACAAUUUUAAUGGUUACCCACAGCCUUACUACAAUACUGGGUUGUGAUAUCAUUCUUGUCAUGGAGGAGGGUCGGAUUGUGGAGAUGGGCUGUCCAAGCGAUCUCCUACAAAAGCCGAAUAGUAAUUUGAGUCUUUUGCGAGGAACUGGAAGUCAUGAUUAGGAUAAAUUCUGUGUCGGCGAUCAGAGUUACCGUGAUAGGUCAGCCCACAACGGCCUACAUCAGGUCAAUCAAAAACAUUUCGAUACAAGUCCUCGAGAACUCACUGGUA